Messenger RNA from Pseudomassariella vexata, 1388 nucleotides. RefSeq lists its product as uncharacterized. Lineage: Eukaryota; Fungi; Ascomycota; Sordariomycetes; Amphisphaeriales; Pseudomassariaceae. The record is from RefSeq and is a predicted model, not a curated record. The transcript has a single exon. The coding region runs from base 342 to 1196 and encodes 284 amino acids.
GUUGAGUGUUGAGGCUGGGUCCCCUUUUUGCCCUGUAAAGCUGUAGGCUGUAUGUAUAAAGGGGGGCCUGUUAUUCAUGCAGCCUGCGCUUGAGCCAGCGUUCAUGCAUGUCCCGUCCCUUUUCCCAACUCGUACCGCCCGCUCGCUUCUCGCGAUCCUCUCCCUGGGCCUGCCUUGCCUGCUUGCCUCUUUGUGGGCGCCGCAUGUCGCCCACGGCUUGUCUCCCCGUGCGCUGGAUUUGAUGUGUGCUACUUUUUUAUCCACCCAUUUUACCGGCAUGGCAACUUGUCCACAUUCGAGCGGGAGCUUGUUUAAAAGAGAUCUGCUUUAUUCACAAGGGUAUGCUGUCUGUGGUUGCCCCUUCCCCUGUCUAUCGAGAUUUCUCCCCCUCAAGGGUUCAAGGCGCAUCGCAGGUGGCAGAAGUGCAGCUUGUGACAGAGCCGGAUGGCAAAGAUGGCUUGAAGGGUUGGGAGUAUACAAUUUUGAUGAUAAUAUUGCCAUGGCAAGCAAGCCUGGCGCUACCUAAAGCGGAGAUCUCAUCACGACCCUCACUUCAACUUUCCGCCCAUGCCUUCUCAACUGCGAACAGACCAGGGUCAAAAUUAGAAAUAAUGACCCAGAAGAUGAGGACUGGGUGCGCGCCGCAGAUCGGCGUUCUUGGUUCGUUUUGCGGAGCUCUUACGUCCCAUCUCGGAUCUUCCUGGGAGUCCGGGAUUUCGUGGCCCAGCGGUUGGACUGGCGGAUCUUCCGAGUCCAGGCCAGCCCUUCAAUUAAAGCUCACACGAGACCCCGACGUUUUGAAGUCAUACAAGCAAGCAUCAAGAGAUUGCCACCUACAUGUACAUAUGCGAAUCAUAGUUGCUUCUGCGUGCGUCCUGCUUGCUGCUGCACUGCUUCUUUCUGCUGCUAAUCGUGCUUCUGCUUGCUUCAUGCUGCCCUGUCGUGGGGUGAUUGGGAAGGGGUUCCUCGGCCUUGGUGAUGCAUAUUGUGCUUCAUUUACUCAAUUGAGGUCGUCCUUGAAUGCGGGCCUCAUGGAGACCCGUUCAAGGACCCCAGUUGUUCAAUCCAAGAAGCUUGGACUGCCCGCGUAUGACAGCACUUCCUUGCAGCCAACCCGGACUGUGUCCUGCAUGGAAGUGGACCGGUUUGCGGCUUUUUGCUUGAUCGAGUUUCGACUGGCUCGCUGUGCUGACUGACCCUCACCUGCCGGCAGGUCUAGUUGCAAAUCGUGACCUUCCUAUUGCAACUGGACUGCUAGAGACAUGCGUGCGGAUAUGUAGUCGUGUCAUGGUCAAGACAAGACCCCUACAUUAGACACAAGCAACUAGGCCCGCGGAUGCGCUGUACGACGAGAUGUGAGAUUGCCCAGCAGCAGCAGCAGCAGCAGC